UAAAGGAUAUCAACACUUCUCCUCUACAAUUUUCCUAUAGUGUCACUACAUCUUUUUAUUUCCAUAUCUUUUAGUAAAAUGGGUCUAAAGUCUGUGUUGUGUGCUAAGAUAGAAAUGAAAGCCAAUAAAGAUGUGUUUCAUGAUGUCUUUACAAAUAAACCACACCAUGUCUCUAUUAUGUCCCCUUUGCAUGUACAAGGUUGUGAGCUUCUUGAGGGUGUCUUUGGAACCGUUGGAUCCAAAAUUUGUUGGACAUAUACCCUUGAAGGGGAAAAGAAGAUCUCCAAACAAGUAAUUGAAGCUAUAGAUCAUGAAACAAAGAUGCUCACACUCAAAGAAUUUGAAGGAGAUCUGGUGAAUAAAUAUGAUAAUUUUAAGGCAACUCUUCAUAUCGAAACAAAAUACGACAUCAAUUUGGUAAGCUGGACAAUAGAGUAUGAAAGGCCAAAUGAAAAUGUCCCAGAACUAGUAAAUUUGUUGGACUUCAUUAUUGGUAUGACCAAAGCUAUUGAUGAUCACCAUGUCAAUUGAUAAUAUUGAUGGGAUCUCAUAUAUAUGCAUGUGAGCUUUACAUAAAUACCCCAUGCUAUGUGUAUUGUUUGAGAGUAUAUGGUAAAAAUAAUAAUCCAUAUGUUGGUUGUGUACUUUAAUUUUUAUUUGGUUUUUAUCUUUGGUGAUUUCAUGUUUGUUGUGCCUUCUCAUGUAACCUUUGUGUUGUGUAAUAAGACAUGGGUAUGAAGUUCAUAUUC
Messenger RNA from Solanum tuberosum (potato), 749 nucleotides. RefSeq names its product kirola-like. Bases 79 to 531 code for a protein of 150 amino acids. The transcript has 2 exons. Gene Ontology annotation, biological process: defense response. The record is from RefSeq and is a predicted model, not a curated record. NCBI's taxonomy places the organism in Eukaryota, Viridiplantae, Streptophyta, Magnoliopsida, Solanales, Solanaceae.